Polyodon spathula (Mississippi paddlefish) is the source of this 10650-nucleotide messenger RNA. RefSeq names its product TPR and ankyrin repeat-containing protein 1-like. Gene Ontology annotation, molecular function: protein binding; ATP binding. NCBI's taxonomy places the organism in Eukaryota, Metazoa, Chordata, Actinopteri, Acipenseriformes, Polyodontidae. The transcript has 25 exons. The record is from RefSeq and is a predicted model, not a curated record. Bases 271 to 9030 code for a protein of 2919 amino acids.
CAUAUCGUGAAUUACCGGUAGCUGUGUAAAACCCAUAAUUCUGAACGUUAACCUCGAACCAAAACCUAACCUGGCUAGUUUCCUUUUCCCAGAUAUGACGUCGCAUGUGUUCACAGCCAGCACAUAGAGGGCUAGAACUGAACAGCAUUCAAUGUACAGUUCAAAGGGCUAGAGCGAGGAAUGGGCUGAUGAGACACACCAAGGUGCAUACACAUACCCUGGGUGAAGUGGAAAUGUAGACUUUGCCACAUUGUUCUUGAGGACAAGAAAAUGGAUCCUUUUGCAGUAGCAUAUAGGCUUAAAGCUGAGGGUAAUGAAGAUUUCAGACAUGGACGGUAUACAGCAGCAAUCAGAAAAUAUGAUGGUGCUUUGACCAUCCUGGUAAAUUGUAAUAAUCUAAGCUGGCCCCUCGAAGUGGCCAUAUUGUUUUGUAACAGAUCAAUGUGCUUUUACCAUCUUCAACAAUGGCAAGAAGCGUUUUUCUCAGCUCUGCAUGCCAUUGAAACAGACCCCUUUUUUAUAAAGGCAUACUACUGGGGAGGCAGUGCCUUACUUAAAAUUGGGAACAUUGAUGGAGCACUUCAGUAUUUUCAUCAAGGCUUGGAUUAUAUAAGAGCUGAUACCCACAGGGAUUUCGUUGCAGACUUAAUUGUUGGGAUUGUCACUACUGAAAAGAGGAUAGGGGGUCUGUUUUGUCAGGUUCUUGAAUCAGUGUUACACAAAAGAUACAGCACAGACAUAUGGAAACUAGUUAUUGAAAAAAUAGCCAGGAAAAACUUAUGGCGGGAUUUGCAUGUUUUAAUCCAAGUGGGAAUGAACCAAUUACCAAAUGAUCUCAGUGCGUCUCAAAUUUCCAUGAAGAGCCUCUUUGAGCAACACGUUCUUGAUACACAGAGCCAGUACUACAAAAUCGAUUGGUUACCACUGUUAUUCAAGUGGCUUAUAAGCCAUGGUUCCAGCAUAGAGAGUAUUGGUAAUUUCCCACUUCAUACCAUUAUGGUGCUGUCAAUCAAAUCAGGGGAAAGUGAACUGAUAAAGAUGGUGCUCACUCAAAAACCAGCUCUCCUACACCGGAUCAACGAGCAGGACAGCAAUGGCGCCACACUUUUGCACGUUGUUGCUUCUUUUCGGAGUGAUCGAAGAUACUCGCAGAAAUGCCAGACGGAUCAUGUAGAGAUGCUGCUGAAAAUGGGAGCUAAUCCAAACAUUGCUGAUAGGCAAAAAAAACUAGCAGCUGAUUAUCUAAAGAAAAAUAAGAACUUCAAAGCUGUGGAAGCAAUUAAGAAGCAGACACCCAGAGUCACCUUGCAGGAAUCUGCAGCUUCUUUUUCAUAUGAAGGAGACGCAACCACCAAUGCUAAGAGCAUGACCUUUGAAGAAGCAGUUGCACGCUUUGCUCAGUUCUGCACGGCGAAUAAUGAGAAACACAUUCAACAUUUGCUCGACAGACCAGAAGUGCAUCCCCUCAUGCAGCACCUUUCCACAUGUUCAGAAAUUCCUCUUGAAAUCAUUUGCGAUGUAGACGUCAGCUUUGCAAAGAGCUUUGUCAAGCAGAGUCUUGAAAGGAAGAAGUGGCAUGAAACUCUCCUGGUUCUGACGGGUCGAAGUGAUGAACUGAAAAGAAAAGGGGGAGGCCUCUUCCCUACCUUCAGCCUUUCUGACCUGAACCUGUGCCACUACAUUCCUCAUUUCAAGUUUGAGAAACAGAGAAUCCCACUUGUUUCCUGUCUUCUUGAAAAAGGAGCCUCUCCAAAUCGAUACGGGGCAGCGGAAGAAUCGCCACUUGAGCUUUGCUUUAAGGGGGAAGACUAUAAAAUGGCACAUCUUCUGCUUGAAAAGGGGGCCAAUCUGCAGGGUGUUUCUAUAUGCCCUGGAGAUACACCUCUUCAUGCAGCUCUUUACAUUGCUUUGGAAAAAAAAGAUGAGUUUGGCUUGCACAUUCUGAAAUAUCUUCUUGAAAAGUACAGCAAAGACACAACUAAGUAUGCCUGCCUGGACCCAAAUGUACAAGACAAUGAAGGCAACACGUUACUACACAUCAUCUUCCAAACAAAUUACUCUCGGCACCUUGAAGAAAUUAUGGAUAUGUUGUCAAAGUUUGAUAUAAACAUAAAAAUAAAAAAUAAUCUCAAGAAGGAGGCAACCUUUAAAGUUAGUGGGAAGGACCCAAGACUACUAUACUGGAAUAAAGCGCAGAUGAAAAACAAAAAAAAACAGGAAUCCAAUCUCAAAUCUCAACGCUCAAAGCCAGUCAAAUCCCUGAUCAACAGUAAAAAUUCAAAACCAAAAGCAACACCUGAGAUGGGAGGAGAAGACUCAGUAGGGAAACCUGAAAGUUGUGGGCAGGUCCAGCCAGUUGAAGAGGAGUGUAAACCUUGUACAGUCAGGGAAAGCUUAGUGUACGAGAUAGAGACAAUGAUUCAGCUUGUGGAGUGGGCAAGUGCUUCUACCAAUGCCGGUGCCUCGGUUUCUAAACCUUCAAAAGCAAAAGUAAUGCUAGAACAACCCACCUGCACGUCGGACAAAGCUGGGAUUCCUGAGAGCUUUGAAGAGUCUGCUGUGAAACCUGGUGUACUGGAAAUCCAAGAGGCUGAGCCAGUGGUGGAAGAAACCCAGCCUUAUGAAAUACCGGAGGAAAAUUGCCUUCAGUUACUGGACAUAGACAACAUGACGUGGGAGAUCGAAUGCACAUCUGACGUAUUGAAGAAGAUCGCCAGCAAAGAUGUUUCGCUGAACAUGAAAGCAAAAAUUGUACAAGUCAUUCAGCAGCUUGGAAAUGGCGAAUGGACGUCAAGUCUUCAGAAGAAACUCAAGUAUUCAAAUAGUGAAAUUAAACUCUAUGAAGCCAAGCUAGACAAGGGAGCGAGGAUGUUAUGGGAACUUGCAAUAGACUUCUCUCCCCGCUGCAGUGAAAAUCCAGAGAAGAUUAUCGAGACAGAGCAGUCCUCUCAUAGUACAGACGGGGCCACUGGAAAGGUUUACAGUGAAAUGAUUCGAGUGUGGGAUAUUGUUACUGACCAUGACAAACUCAAGCAUGCCAUUAAUGUAAUCUGCCAGGCUUUCAACCGUGGUUCAUCAUGCAUCUUGAAGAAAAAGCUCAAAGGCCUAAACAGAGCUAAGCUCUCAUCAAACCUCAACACAGAGAAGUGCAUUCCACUUUGCUAUGUGGAAUAUGUUGACAGUCACAAUGUGGAAGAGAAUAAGAUUGCAAAAUAUUUUCCACCAGCUAGUGCAGUGGAAACAGAAUACAAUAUAAUGAAGUUUCAUAGUUUCAGCACUAACAUGGCACUCAACAUUAUCCGUAACAUGGACACUAAAGUCGAGUACCCUUUCAGAGUCGGGGAAUUGGAAUAUGCAAUAAUAGACCUCAAUCCAAAGCCCUUGGAAGCAAUCAUCUUGAUAGGGAGAAGUGGAACAGGUAAAACCACUUGUUGCCUUUUCAGGCUGUGGAAGCAGUACCAGAAAUACUGGGUAAAUGCAGAGCAGGCUGGCGAGCCCUUGCUUGGUAAACCAAUGUGGCAGAAAAGACAGCCUGUCCAAGAUCAUGAUGUAGACACCGCGAAAGCGAUAGCGGUGGUUGCAGCAAAUGAAGCAGGAUGUCCGAGGUCUAGAAGUGAUGAGAGUGACACUGCAUCAAGUGAAGACGAAGAUGAAAGCAGCGACUCUGCUUGCUGUGCAAUGAUUUCGGUAUGUGAAGAUGGCUUGAAACCAGAUGUCGAUGAUAUUGAUCAACAAGAAUCUACCCAACUCGAGCAUUUACAUCAGGUCUUUGUUACCAAAAAUCAUGUUUUGUGCAAAGAAGUACAAAAGAACUUCAUUGAGCUGAGCAAGUCCAUGAAGGCCACCAGCCACUUUAGACCACUAGAACCCAACAUAUACAGGCUGCAGGAUAUUCAAGAUGAGCACUUCCCACUCUUUAUCACUUCCAAACAAUUUCUGUUACUCCUGGAUGCAUCAAUGCCUCACCCUUUCUUUCCAAGAAAUCCGGAUGGCAGCCUGAAAAGGAAUAUUGUAGGUUGGUCUGCUCUGGACGAUCUGAUCCUUCCAGAAUUGAUAGAUGAUGAAGAGGAAGGUGAGUUUGAAGAUGAACUGGAUGAUGAAGAAAAGGUCACAGAAAUUCAGAUGAAAGAAACUGACCCACGCCUCUUUGUGACAUAUGAUGUUUUUUCUUCCGAAAUUUGGCCUAAAAUGGUCAAGGGCAAACAUCCCUGUAACCCAGCUUUGGUUUGGAAAGAAAUCAAAUCCUUCUUAAAAGGCUCUUUUGAGGCAUUCAACAGUUCUGAUGGUAUGCUUACGGAAGAAGAGUACAACAAAUUAGGAAAGAAGCGAGCCCCAAACUUCCAGGAGGACAGAAGUGAAAUUUAUCGUCUCUUUCGUCUAUACCAGCAAAUCAAAUCACAGCGAGGCUUCUUUGAUGAAGAAGAUGUUCUGUACAAUCUGUCCCAGAGGUUUGCAAAACUUGAUGAGAUAUCGUGGUCAAUACAUGAGCUUUAUGGGGAUGAGAUCCAAGAUUUCACCCAAGCUGAGCUUACACUUCUCAUGAAAGUCAUCAAUGACCCUAACGCCAUGUUCCUUACUGGAGACACAGCACAGAGCAUAAUGAAGGGAGUCGCCUUUCGGUUCAGUGAUUUGAGAUCAUUGUUCUACUAUGCCAGCAAAAGCAACACUGACAAAAAGAAACGCUUCAUUGUCAGAAAACCGAAAAGGAUUUAUCAGCUGUAUCAGAACUACAGAUCACAUUCAGGGAUUCUGUAUUUGGCAUCUGGUGUUGUGGACCUACUUCAGCAUUUCUUUCCUGAGUCAUUUGACCGAUUGCCAAGGGAUCAGGGACUUUUCGAUGGACCCAAGCCCACACUAUUGGAGUCUUGCAGUGUUAGUGACCUGGCAAUUUUACUCCGAGGGAACAAGAGGAAGUCACAGCCCAUUGAGUUUGGGGCUCAUCAGGUGAUACUUGUAGCCAAUGAAACAGCAAAAGAAACCAUUCCUGAAGAGUUGCAUUUGGCUCUGGUUCUUACAAUCUAUGAAGCCAAAGGUCUGGAGUUUGAUGAUGUGCUGCUCUAUAACUUCUUCACAGAUUCUGAGGCUGGAAAAGAAUGGCGAGUGAUCUCCUCAUUUAACCCUUCGAAUAUCCAAAAACCUGAGAGUGGGACACUUGCAGAGGUACCACUGGAAGAGACUGAUAUCCCACAAAGCAGGCCUCUGGAGUUUAAUGCUGAUCUGCAUAAGAUGUUGAAUGGAGAAUUAAAACAGCUGUAUACAGCAGUGACCAGAGCGAGGGUCAAUCUAUGGCUGUUCGAUGAAAACCGAGAGAAGCGCAGACCUGCUUUUGAAUACUUUAUCAAACGAAGAUACGCCCAGGUUGUCAGAACAGAUGAGAACACAGAACUUGAUGACAGCAUGUUUGUUAAGACGUCAACACAGCAGGAGUGGGUUGAAAGAGGAGACUACUUUGCAAAAAAUCAGUGUUGGAAGGUUGCUGCCAAAUGUUACCAAAAAGGAGGGGCAGAAGACAAAGAAAAGCUUGCUCUGGCACAUGAUUCCGUUCUCAAUGUGCGCUCUAAGAAAACAAGUUCCAAGGAAAUGCAGCUGGAGUACUUACGGUUGUCAAAGAUUUAUCUGGAGUGCAACGUACCAAAGCUUUCCAUGAAAUGCCUAAAAAAUGCGAAAGAGUUCCGACUCUGUGCACAGUUGUGUGAGCGGCUGGGGAAGAUGAAAGAUGCAGCUGUGUGUUACAGAAAGGCAGGCUGCUACAGAUUAUCUGCCAAGUGCUUUGAAAAAGCCUGUGAAUUUGACUCUGCAAUAAAAACUUAUUGCCGGGCUGAGUUAUUUGACGAGGUUGCAGAGGCUUUGGAAAGGUAUGAACAGAAACCUGAGAUCAAGCUUCCAUACACCAAGGAUCAGUUUUAUCUGGAAGCUGCAGUAAAGUACCACAAAGAGAACAAUCAUGCAGCAAUGAUUAAAUCUCUUUCAAAGCUAAACCCUGAUGACCAGCUUGUCUUUUUCAAAAGACACAAUUAUUUGAAGGAGGCUGCUGAUGUGUUGAAGUCACUUUGUCGUGAGGAAGAGGCAGCUGUUUUAAUGAGAGAACAUGGUAACCUGAUAAAAGCUGCAGAACUUACAAACAAAAUGGACUUCCGAGCAGAAUGUUUGCUUGCUGAUGCCCGACGGAGUCUCUCCAACGUGACUUGGGAAACAAGCCUGGAAGCAUCAAAAGUGGACAGAAUAAAUGAGAUGCUAGAGGAAGCCUUAAGGUUGUUUGAUGACACAAAUCAAGUAUAUGGUGCAGCAGAAGUCAAACUCCUAUGUGGGAUAUUGAUCAAGAACUCAAAGAAUGUUGAGGAUGCUCUCGAGUUGUUUGUGAAUGAGGGGCAUAGUGCCGGGGCAACAGAAGCCCUCUGUUUGAUGCUUCAACUGCCCCUUUCACGUGUAUCAGCUUUAAGACUGUAUUUGAAAGGCCUGGAAAUGCUGUUGCUUUUAGUCAAAGCACUUGAAAAGCCUGCAACGAAUGAAGAAAAAGAGAUGGUGAAAUCUUGCUAUGACUUUUAUGGAAUCAUACAGGUGGACAGCAGUCAGUGUCGGAUCCCAAAGAAUGAAGCCGGAAGAGUUCUGCAGUUUAUGUUUGACUGUGACACAGGCCUAAAAGACAAGUUGACCUCCGAAGAUACCUAUUACAGGUUGCAAACAAGUGAUUUAAAGUUUGUAUUGAAGAGCCACUUAUUGAGUAGACUUUGUGACAGCGCAGAGAAAAUAAAAUCACAAGGGCAAAAUGUCCCAGACGUUUGCUUCAAGUACAUCAGUGGACUUCAGUGCAAAACAGAAGGUUGCACAGAUAUCCACAGGCCAUUACAGAGGCAUGAAGCUCAGCAUGCCAUCCAGUCAAAGGUUUAUCUUACUGCCUUGAAUGGGUUGCUACUAGAAGCUCAAAUGUUGUUCAAAAAGAGUACUUUCCCUGAAGUAGAUAAAAUCCUAAAUAUCUUGACAGGAGACCCAUAUGCUUUGUGUAAAUCUCUUGUGAACACCGUUUUCCCAAAGCAUUUCCACCAGCGAGUAGUGUCUGACAAUGCUGUUGCUUGCAAAGUGGUCCUGAGUUUAACUCGGAACAUACCAUUCAGACACUACAAGUCUGUACUCAGAGAGUACAUUACGAAGUGUUUUGAAAACAAAAGUGACUGCGUCAAGAGAGAAUGUACUGAUCUGUGGCUGGAGGCUACAAAGGUUUCCAUUCUAUUUUCUGAAUACCCGAAGUACGUUGAACUUCGCCUUAAAAAUGAGGAGUUCCGGUAUAGGGAUGAACUGAAGAAGCACCAGCCAAAAGGCAACAGAGUGCCAGGAUCACGUGGCAUGGUGACAACAGAUAAAGGUGGCAAGGAGCACAUGUGUUUCUUCCAACUUCUUUUGCUUUCAAUGCAGGAACUGUAUCACAAAGAAAACCCUGAAACAUGCAUUCACGCAUUCUAUCGCUUUAUGAAUGUGCCGGUCAUGAGAUGUUCAGAAACCUUGAUUCCAGAUAUUGGAAACACUGUCAUGUUAAUUGAGUUUCAGUUUGUUUUGGGCUGUGCAGUCCUGAUGAGAUUCUGCAAAAACCUUACUGUGUGUUUGCCAAAGAGUUACAUCGCUCUUCUCCACUUCUGGGACUUUAUGUUCAAAGGAAAAGAUGUUUCUUCUAUCAUUCAUUUCUUCCACCCAAUAGACACCCAGAAAACCAUAUUCAAAAUGAAGAAACACCUUUCCUAUCUUGCUGGAGUAAUGUGUGGUGAGAGAAAUGAAAAAUUCAAUGUUUUGCAGGAUGCAUUUGAGUCAAGAUACACUGCUUCAGGGGAAACUGAGAGAACAGUGGUCUUGUGUUUGGUGAUGUUGGUGAAUAUUGAACAAGCCUUGGAUUUGGAUUCUAGAUGUAGAUAUUUGCUACGGGAGAAUUUCAUCACAGCAGCAAACAAACUGAAGACACUUCAAGAUAAUGAGCCAAGCCAAAUUUCUGUGAGGCUGAUAAAGAUUGUUGAAAAGGUUAAUGUUUCAAGAAGUAUCAGAGAAGUUGUCGAAAGCCUUCAGGAGUUGUUGAUAGAGAGGGAUGAUGAGUAUCUUCAGGACUGCAAGUGGGACAAUAGUUAUAAGGGUAUUUGUUUUCAGAAAGUCUAUCUUAAGAGAUACUCCGAUGCACUGCUACCUGUGCAUUUAUCACCACAACCCCAAAGGGAUGAUAAAGAAAAUGAGGAACAUUUUGAAGAAGAGGCAGACGAAACGUUGAAGGUGGAGCUGCAUAGAAAGAACAUCCAGCACAGAUGGAGGGAUGUCAUUGGAAAAUGCAUUUUGUUGUGCAGGGCAGUAGCUGCAAUGCAAGCAAAGCCAGAACCCUCACACCCUGAACAUUUCAUGAAAGCUGACAUUGAUAGAACACAGUGUGAUCUGUGUGGUGUAAAGUUCCGCAAAAACAUGAAGAAACAUUCAGAAGAACAAAUGGAAGAUGCCCAGGAUGAUGAAAGUCUUUCCACUGAAGAAAAGGAAAUACCUGAAGACAACGAAAUGUGUGACAAGGAAGACUAUGAAACCCAUCUCUCCAGCACAGAACAUAAACAGAAGCAAAAGGACUAUGAGAAUUACCUGACUUAUUUCACACAAUCUGUGGAUUCUUUAAUUACCAAAUCCAAAACCAUUCUUCACGAUCUAGAGGAAGGCACAAAAAGCAACAUUUCUGCUAAAGAACAGUCAAAAACUGUGGCAGAAAAAUUGAAAAGCUGCAUUCAAAACAUGAACUCUUCCAUAGAGUCCAUCUACAAGAGAAAAGAUUGGGAUUCAGGUAUUAAAAAAUUACAUCAUCCUAUUAAGAGUUUAGGCAAGGUUCUGGAAGAUGCUCAGAAUUGUCUGAAAAAUGUUGAAACUGGAUUGUAUAAUUAUGGUGAAGAAACCGAGGACAUGAGAGACAACAGUUUGGAGGAUGAUGGGGCGGAGGAGCAUGAAGAAUUUGAAGAACUGAAAGGCAAGGCAAAGAAAAGUAACAAAAAGGGAAGAGUCGGAAAAAAAAAAAAGCGCUAACACUGAGUUUCAGGUCCCCUUCUAAGCCAAGGCGCUAGGUGAGUGAAGUGCUGGUCUAAGCCCCUCAGUCGUUGUAAAAGGUAGACCAGUCUGGGACCAGUUUUAAUUGCACCUUAUAAUCAUGGAUCACCGUAGACAGUCAAAUUCCAAGUAGGGUAGUCAGUGUCCUUUAGUGAAUGCCUUCCAAACAGUUUCAAGCAGCCUAAUGUUUACACAAAAGUAUUUUCUGUAGUAAGCAUUUUGUUUUCUUUUGUUAAGUAUCCCAAGCUGAAACACUGUUGUGGAUUGUUAUAUAACAGGUAAUAGAAUACUUAAGGAAAAUUCACAAAGCCAGGUCAGUUUCUACAGAAAGAGAGAAAAACACCCACUGAAGUCAGAAAACUCGGAAAUAAAAAGCAUGGUAAUUUUAUUCAAGGGUACUUCGUUAUUUUAAAGUUUUUUUUUUCUCAUUCUUUAACUUUAAGAAAAUGUUCCUAAUUUCUUUUUUAAAUAGAAGGGUUUGUGAAUUUAUUCCUUAUCAUUUAGAUAGCACUAUUUUUUUAAUUGCUUUUUUGUAAUGUGCACUUUUAUAUGAGAGAAAAUCUAUUUUAUUUUUUGUUCUUUUCAACAUAGUGUCGCUAAUCAGUGAGACAUGCUUUUUUAUUAACUACUGUGACAGACUACAAACUUGUUCUAUUUUUAUGUAAGGUUUUCGGUUGCCAAUAGUAGGUAGGUAUGCUUAAAAAUUGAAUAAAUGUUACCUGUUUGAAUUUUUUAAUUAAUUUCCUACAAAAUGCUUGUUAAGUGUCAUUUUGAUCGCUUUGUACUGCUAUAUCUGUAUUGGAAUAAUGAAGGCUGUAUAGUAUAAUUUGUCAUUAAAGUUUCAUAUCUUAUGCCAACAUGUCACACUAUAGCAUUUAUUUACUAUUUUGCUUUCACAGUAGUCAAAGCCUAUUUUUUUCAAAUGCAAGUUGCAAAAUUAUGGUCCACACAUCCACUCUUCUUGAUCUCUUGAAUCUUUAGCAGUUUGUGAAAAAACAAUGUAUAAUAUAUUUGAAUUAGUGCUGGGACGAGCACAGGAUUUUCAUGUUCGGAUAUUUUCUCAUAAUUUAAAUAUCAGUUCGCUCGUUUUAAAAAAAUAAAUAAAAGCCAUUAUAUUUCUCGGAACACAAACAGAGACAUCAUAGGGGAAGGGGUGUGUGGCCCUUGUGUGUGUGCCUUUAUUUUACAGCAAGACAUUACAAUACACACUAUUACACAUUUCGUAUGUAAAGAGUGGGAAUUUCCUCAAGAGAUCAUGAGAGAAAUUCUCAACUUAUAUCCUUUUUAAACAAAUAUUUGUCAUUCAGAGGCAGGGUGGGCAAAAGCACUAUUAAAAUAUAAAGCCAGCCCCGACCUUGUUAUAAAUAUUAGUAAAAACCGCUAUGUUUAUGAAAACAGUACUUUUUUCAAAUGCUAACAAAUACUGGAAUGGCUUUGGACUCUCAUCUAGAAUUAUAUUUAAAGACUUUUGAUGCUAUUUUUUUGGUGUUUGAUAUAUAAAAUUCUGUAAUGUUUGGUGCAAGUUUUGAAAUUUUGCUCUUAUCAUGAAAUCAUUUUUCUAAUUUUGUAACUUUUAAUAAAUACUACUUUUAAUAUUAA